Messenger RNA from Suillus clintonianus, 588 nucleotides. RefSeq lists its product as uncharacterized. The annotation marks the transcript as partial. NCBI's taxonomy places the organism in Eukaryota, Fungi, Basidiomycota, Agaricomycetes, Boletales, Suillaceae. The record is from RefSeq and is a predicted model, not a curated record. Gene Ontology annotation, molecular function: RNA-DNA hybrid ribonuclease activity; nucleic acid binding. The transcript has a single exon.
CCUAUAGCGAUUUUCAUCGACAACCAAGCGGCGCUAAGAUCAGGUGAACUUUUCUCGACUAAGCCAGGCCAUUACCUGAUUGACCAUUUUCGUAGACUAAUAUCCAGAGCGAAACGAACGAACAGAGACCCGGACUUCAAAGUAACGCUACAUUGGAUAUCAGGCCAUGACGGGGUGCCAGGGAACGAAGAAGCAGACAAGGAAGCCAAGAGGGCAGCAAAAGACAAGAGAGACACCAGCAACCGCAAUAAACUCCCUCCAUUCCUUCGAAAGAACUCUCUCCCAUGUAGUAUUUCGGCACUGAAACAAGCGCAAAGAACGGAGUCAGCCGCACGAUGGGCAAGAAUAUGGGCCAAGUCGCCCAGAUAUCAAAGAGCGGCAGCAAUCGACCCCAACCUUCUCUCAGGAUCGUUCAUCAAAUUGGUCAAAGGUUUACCCAAGCGUCACGCCUCCUUACUGCUAUGGCUACGCACCCGUCAUAUCUCACUCAACGCACACCUCCACAAGAUCGGCAAACACGCAAACCCAGAUUGCCCGCAUUGCGCUAAUGUACCAGAAACAGUAGAACACUAUGUCCUCGCAUGCCCC